This is a messenger RNA of Sitodiplosis mosellana (orange wheat blossom midge), 746 nucleotides long. RefSeq names its product protein LLP homolog. The transcript has 2 exons. Gene Ontology annotation, molecular function: RNA binding. Gene Ontology annotation, cellular component: nucleolus. NCBI's taxonomy places the organism in Eukaryota, Metazoa, Arthropoda, Insecta, Diptera, Cecidomyiidae. Gene Ontology annotation, biological process: dendrite extension. Bases 199 to 639 code for a protein of 146 amino acids. The record is from RefSeq and is a predicted model, not a curated record.
CUUCAGGCUGUUCGCAAUGUGCGAUGAGUACUCUGUAAAUGUCAGGGUAUAUCAUUCCUUUCUCACAUGUGUUUUGCUUGUGGCCUGUUGUUAUUUUGAAAUACCACACUACGCAAAACCACAUUUAAAUCCAUUUCCAUUGGAAAUAGUGAAUAAUUUCUGUCGUUUGAGUCAAAUAAGCACCGGUGCAUCUGCAAAAUGGGUCGUACAAAUCGUUCACGGAAGCGUAAGGCAGAAAUGGAUCGCAUUAAAAAGGAACGAAACAGUAAAAAGGAACUUUUGAGGUUAAAGAAAACCCUUGGCCUGCUCGAUGAGCAUGGGAACGAGCUGAUCAAGAAAAUGGAGGAAGUCGUCGAAUACAAAACACCCGAGCAAUUGAGAAAGGAGAAACAAGAGAAAGAAGAACAAGAGAUUCUCGACGAAAUUGCUGAAGAAAAGGCCGACGGCGAAAUUGUUGAAGUGAAAAACGAAACAACUGGCGUCGUACACAAAUACAAUACGAAAACAAUGCGUGAUCAAUUCGGUUCGCUGCCCGUAUGGAAGACAAAACGAAAUACAGAGCGUAAAGUCCGCAAGAAGACACAUGCCAUGAAGAAACAGUUCAAUCAAGCGUGGUUGAAUAAAUUCGUUCCAAUUUAAAAGUGUUCCGUUUAUUGUUUGCUUUGUGUCAUUCAUCGGUGUGACAUUUUCAUUGGAAUUUUUAUACAUAAGAAAUGGAAAUAUAUUUGAGUUAAGGCGACAGAAAA